This is a messenger RNA of Suncus etruscus (white-toothed pygmy shrew), 1014 nucleotides long. It is a transcript of the gene LYSET, whose product is annotated as lysosomal enzyme trafficking factor. Bases 96 to 587 code for a protein of 163 amino acids. NCBI's taxonomy places the organism in Eukaryota, Metazoa, Chordata, Mammalia, Eulipotyphla, Soricidae. The transcript has 2 exons. The record is from RefSeq and is a predicted model, not a curated record.
GUGAGCCCGGCGGACUUGGCUCCGGCCGCAUCACUUGCUCGGGACCAGCCGGCCGGCCGGCUGGCACUUGUUUUGGGGUUGGCUUUUUCUCUGAAAUGCCCAAGCCACCCGAUUAUUCAGAACUGAGUGACUCUUUAACGCUUCCCGUGGCAACAGGAAGAUUUUCAGGACCCUUGCACAGAGCAUGGAGAAUGAUGAACUUCCGCCAGCGGAUGGGAUGGAUUGGAGUGGGACUCUAUCUGUUAGUGAGUGCGGCGGCCUUUUACUACGUGUUUGAGAUCAAUGAGACUUACAACAGGCUGGCCUUGGAGCACAUUCAGCAGCACCCGGCAGAGCCCCGGGAAGGAGCCACUUGGACACACUCCUUGAAAGUGCGGCUUCUCUCCCUGCCCUUCUGGUUGUGGACAGUUAUUUUCCUGAUUCCCUACUUACAGAUGUUUUUAUUCCUGUACUCUUGUACCAGAGCUGACCCUAAGACGGUCGGCUACUGCAUUAUUCCUAUUUGCCUGGCAGUCAUUUGCAAUCGCCACCAGGCAUUUGUCAAGGCUUCCAAUCAGAUCAGCAGACUACAACUGAUUGACACGUAAAACUCCGUUUUUUCCUUCUGAUGGCUAAACUGCCUGCGCUGAGUGUGGCCUGGUCAUAAGACUGCAGUUUCUUCACAGAUCUCAGGAAGUUGUGGUGGAGUGGGGGAUUUUUUUUGAAAAAAAAAAAAAAAAAAAUCGACUAGGCGGCUAUCUUUAUCUAAAUAAUGAUUUUUUUAUUUUAGGCCAAGCCUGAGAUACAGUACUACCAAAUCAUGUUGAUGACUUAAGAUUUUGAAAGUAAAAUCGUGUCUGUUUUUUGCAUUCUUUUAGAAACUUGAAUAAGUAACUGGAGUGAUAUUUUUAUUCUACUGUGCAACAUAGUGAUUCAGAAUUUUUUUUCCUAUGGGGAAGAAAUGAGUAUUAACAUUGCCAUUGUGUUGAAUGUAAACAGGUCCAAACAUGGUCAUAAAACUUAACUUUUCUAUGA